ACAACACCGGUUGUCGGCAGUUGGAAUGACGGUAGUGGAAGGUUAAUCAGCUGAUUCUGAACGCUCAAAUGAAUCCUGAAUAAAACAGUUUCAUCUGUCAGGAGAUGUUUGACUCGGCCUGAGAGCUUUUACAUUUAGUUUGGAAUGUGUUGACAUGCUGAAUUCAGCUCGACGACAUGGACAAGAUUCUGGAGGGCCUGAUCAGCUCAGAUCACUCUGUCCCGGUGAAGAGGGCCAUAGUGAAGAAGGUGGUUGAAGCAGCAGAGAACGACGUGACGCAGGAGCAGUGUCGAGCCCUGUUCACACUCACCACCCGCCUCAUCUUACUCGGUGACGAUGCUUUCCAGAAGCAGAUCGGCCUGCAGGUUCUGGGGGCCUACGCUCGCUACCACCGGCCCGAGUUUGAGCUCUUCUUCUGCAAAGACUUUGUGCUCGGUUUACUCCAGCAGGGCUACGGGCAGCUGGAACACAGAGACGCUGCCAUAAUCGAUUACAUCCACUGCUGCCUGCGGCUGCUCAUCAGCUGCCCCUCCGUCCUGGAGACCUUCAGUGCCAUCCAAGUGGAGGUUUUGAGGAUGGUGUGCGAACGGCCUGAGCCAGCUCUCUGCGCCCGACUAAGCACUUUGCUGUCAGACUUUAUGCAGUGCAUCCCGAGGGAAAAGUCAGGCGUCUUGUUCUGCCAGCAGCUAGUGAGGACCAUCAGCUGCUUUCAGUGCUGUGCCAACGAAGAGCGGGAACUGAGAGAGUAUGUAGGCCAGGUGACGAAGGUCAGCACUCUUCUACAGAACAUCUGGAAGGCAGAGCCAGCCACACUGUUGCCCUCACUGCAAGAAGUCUUUGCUAUUAUCUCCUCCACAGACCCAUCCUUUGACCCAUCUAUUGCCCUGGCUAGUCUGGUCCAGCACAUCCCUGUCCAGAUGAUCACUGUGCUCAUCAAAAGUCUCACCACAGACCAGAACGUCAGAGAUGCAAGCAUGACCAAAGCUCUCAGCCGAAUGAUUGACUGGUUGUCCUGGCCGCUGGCCCAACAUGUGGAUACCUGGGUCAUCGCUCUGCUGAAAGGACUGGCUGCUGUUCAGAAGUUUACCAUCCUUAUAGAUGUCACUCUGCUGAAAAUUGAAAUGGUAUUCAACCGUCUGUGGUACCCUAUUGUGCGGCAGGGGGCGCUAUCCGUGCUUUCCCACAUGCUGUUGAGCUUCCAGCACUCUCCUGAGGCCUUCCAUUUGGUUGUUCCACUCGUGCACCGUCUAGUUCAGGCUCUAAACACAGAUGGUCUCCCCACCAGUCAAACUUUCCUGCUCCAAUUCACUGAGCUUAUACACUGCAUGAUGUACCAGUACUCUGGCUUUCCUGACCUCUACGACCACAUAUUAGAAGUCAUAAAGGAUUUCCCAAAACCUUCAGAAGAGAAGAUCAAGUUGGUGUUGAAUCAAAGUGCCUGGACAUCCCAGUCCAAUUCGUUUGCUUCUGGUUUAUUGAGGCCGGCUGGGAAGUCUGAGACAGGAAGGACAGGUCUGAUCAACCUGGGGAACACCUGCUACAUGAACAGCAUCAUCCAGACCCUUUUUAUGGCAACAGAUUUCAGGAGGCACGUUUUGUCUUUACAUCUAAAUGGCUCCAACACAGUAAUGAAGAGGCUGCAGCUCCUUUUUGCCUUCCUGGCACACACACAGAGGGCAGCAUAUGCUCCCAGAAACUUCUUGGAAGUGUCUCGUCCUCCCUGGUUCAACGUGGGCUCACAGCAGGACUGUUCAGAGUAUCUCAGAUUCCUUCUAGAAAGGUUGCACGAAGAGGAGAAAACGCUUCACGUUYUGCAAUCAGCCAAGCCAACAGUAGCCUCCCUGGUUGAUCCGAUCAGCAGAGACCCAACAACUUCUGAAGACCGCAAGGACUCCCAUUUGGUUGAAGCGGAGAACCGAUGUGCAAACGAUGGAAGGACUUUGAUAGAGCAGAUGUUUGGUGGAAAGCUGAUUACAGGCAUUCGGUGCAUGCAGUGUAACAGCAUCUCYGAGAAAGAAGAGCCUUUUACAGACUUGUCUUUGGCCUUUUGUCCGUCUUCUUCCUCUCAGGGCAGUCCCAAAGCAGAGAGACCUACAGAGGAAGGCAAGGUGCUCUGUCAGGGAUCUGUCAAUGGUGGCAGCGAAGCUCCUGAAAYAAGCAAUGUAGCUACUAACGUUCAGUAUGAGCCAGUGACGAACGAACCUCCUCUGUCUGUGCCUGACCUGGUGAACUAUUUUCUGGCUCCUGAGAUCCUGGAYGAAGACAAUGCGUAYUUUUGCGAGAAGUGUGUUUCCCUCCAACGAGCUGAGAGGACCAUGAAGGUGGUUUCCGCGCCAGAGUACCUCAUCCUCACGUUGCUCCGAUUCUCUUACGAUGCCAAAAGCCAUAUCCGCAAGAAGAUCCUAGAUAACGUCAUCAUCCCGCCAGCCCUGAGACUUCCUGUCCAUGCCUCUGCGACGCCAGUGCAGUGGUCCUCUGCCUCCUCGUCUCCUUUGCAAGUUGAUUCUCCGGAAAGCAGCGAGAACCUGGCUAAGAAACUCAAACCAUCACAAGGAGAAGAGGAGGAAGAGAGGAAGAUGAGGUUAGAUGAAGCUGAGAAGAUGACCAGAGGAAGAGAGACUUCAGUCCAAUCAGUGCCCUAUAUGCUCAGCUCUGUCGUGGUGCAUUCUGGGGUUUCCUCGGAGAGCGGCCACUACUACUCYUACGGACGAAACAUCAACGGAGCGGAUGGGACACAGCACCCAGCGGGUCUGUCUCCUGUCAAACAGGAUUCAGCGAGCGACCAGGACGCUUGUAGCCUCUGCACAUCAGAACAAGGCGACUCAAUACCCAACACGAGCCUGGAGACGAAGGACUGGCUCCUGUUCAAUGACAGCAGAGUGACGUACACUUCYCUACAGUCAGUACAAAACAUCACCAAUCGCUUCCCCAAAGACACAGCCUAUGUGCUCAUGUACAGGAAGCAGGAGCUGCCAGGGUUGAAUGGAAACGAGGGACAAAUGGCAAAUGGAAUGAGACUGAGUGCCGAGCCUCCCCUGCAGAAAGAGCUGCUGGAUGCUAUCAUCAAAGACAACAAGCUGUAUUUACAGGAGCAGGAGCUCAGUGCUCGGACCCAGGCUCUUCAGGCGUCUUCGUCUUCCUGCUCAUUCAGGCCAAACGGUUCAGAUGACAACAACCCACCAGGGAGCUGCGGCCCAUCUGGAGGAGGAGGAGGAGGAGGAGGGGGAGGCUUCAACACCAUUAGCAGACUGGUCUUCUAAAAUGAAAUAAAAUGCAGAGGGAGACCCACAUGAACUGGGGUUGACUGAUCAUAUGAGAGGCUCAACAGUCAUCUGUACAGAAAAGAAGAGCUCUGCUAUAAUUUAAAUGUUUUCACACACUGAAUAUCAGGAAACUGGCUCUGAUUUUUGGUUUUCUUGCAUCCAAAGAGAUGGGUAAAAAUGUUUUCUUUUUUCAUUUUUUUUCAUCUAAUGAUUUAUAUUUCUUACUUUUAAACCCUGGAGAAUACAUUUUUAAAUACAGUUAAAACCAGCUCUUUACAUACAGUAUAAAAAGACAACUUUAUUUUCAUUAAAUUAUAUAAAUUCUUUACUAGGUCAGUCAGGAUUACUAAUUUUUUCUAAUUGCUAAAUUGCAGAAUAAUGAGUAACAUAUUUUUUUUUACUUUCUUCAAAGAAAGUAAAAAAUUACCUGUAAUUGGUAAAAGUGAUUUUUUUUAACCAUAUGAUUAGUGCCAACAUUCUUGAUUUCCUUCCACAAACGUCUCACCAAAGUUUGCUGGAAUUUUUGCCCAUUUCUCCUGUCAGAAAUUGUCUGAAUCGGUUUGGUAAAUUUUGUUCUCGCACCCUCAUUUCCAAUUCUAUCUACAUAUUUUCUUUGUAACUUAGAGAUACAAUCUCCAGUUCAUUGAUUCAUUGUCCUUUAGUCACUUUGAAACUAAUUAAGCAUUUGGAAGACCUGUUUGCAUCCAGAUUUUUAACUUUGUGUCUAUUUUGUAAAUUGCACCUGUCCCACCAGACAUGAUGCUGCCACUGCUACGCUCCUUUUUCUGACAUUUUUUCCCCUUCAAAUCUAGUAAUGUUUAUUAUGGCUAACACUUUCAUCUUAAUUUGAUCAAAAAAGCAUUUUUUUCUGAUUUAAAGUCCUUUCCCUUGAGUGCAUGUAUAGGCUUUGAUCUGAAUGUCUGUACAGGACUCAUUUCACUAAUUUUAAAUUAAAUGUUGAACUUUCACAAACUGUUUAAAGGCAAAACAGUUGUAGUAGCUGUAAAUGUAUUACUUUAAAUAAAGUAGUAAAAGUGUUUAAAAAAUAUUCCUUAAUUUUGAUCAUUCUAGUGGAAAUAAUAUAAACAUAUCAAAAAUAAAACGGGAACGGUUUAGUCAGAUUUGAUGUUGGUGAGAAAAGAAGUUGUCUUUUUAUACUGUCCAUGUAAAUAUCUUGUUUGAAUUAUACAUAUGUCCUCCAUGAAUAAUAGAAAAUAUAGCCAAAGUACCUGUAUAGUUCAAAUUUAAAAGGCUUCCUUGUUUUUAAAUGCACAUUUUUACUUUGAAAUAUGUAAACAUUUUGAAAUGUCUGAUUUGGGGAUCAGUGUUCCUAAUAUUUCCUCACACAAACAUGAUAGUUCAUGUUUGUGCAUUAAAACUACAGCUAAAAUAACUGAUCUGUAACAAAGUGUUUUUAUUAUCCUGUACUUCUAAACACAGCUUUGGGACUUUGCUUACUUCUAUGAUGCAUCACAAGCUGUAAACCUUUUCUCAGAAUGGAAAGUUUUUCAGGAAAUUUGAAUUUCUUCAGCGUGUGCCGGUUGUUGUUUUAAAGGUUUCAUGCAAUAAAAAUGUAUAUAUACGAAUGAA
Messenger RNA from Poecilia reticulata (guppy), 4853 nucleotides. RefSeq names its product ubiquitin specific peptidase 38 (gene usp38). Lineage: Eukaryota; Metazoa; Chordata; Actinopteri; Cyprinodontiformes; Poeciliidae. Gene Ontology annotation, molecular function: cysteine-type deubiquitinase activity. Gene Ontology annotation, cellular component: nucleus; cytosol. The record is from RefSeq and is a predicted model, not a curated record. Gene Ontology annotation, biological process: protein deubiquitination; ubiquitin-dependent protein catabolic process.